AGAUCGCUUCAGAGGUGUGCCACACAAACAACACGUCAACGCGCACACACACAAAUACAGAGAGAGAGAGGAAGAGAGAGAGAGAGAGUUGUAAGCAGCGGCACAUCGGUGAGAAGAGGGAAGCAGGCGCGCGGCACAGGGACCCGCCGGAAGAAGCAGCUGCAGCAGCUUGAGCGCGAGCUGGACGCAGACCGACAAAAACACCGGCAGCACGAGCGACACCGCGGCGGCCAGCGGGGCGAAGAGGAGAAGGAGGCGGCACCUGUACCGCGACUCGUCCUCCCCCGCCGCCUCCGUCGCGUCUCUCUCUCCGCUCUCCUCACCCCUCGUUCCUCCUCUCGGACCGCCGCCGCUUCCUCGUUAAGAUGGCUGACCCCAACAGCGAAGGAGAGGUGCCGGAGAGCGCGCGCGGCUUUGCGCGUCAGGGAGCCCUCCGUCAGAAGAAUGUGCACGAGGUGAAGAACCACAAGUUCAUCGCGCGCUUCUUCAAGCAGCCAACCUUCUGCAGCCACUGCACGGACUUCAUCUGGGGCUUUGGGAAGCAGGGAUUCCAGUGCCAAGUGUGCUGUUUUGUGGUCCAUAAGCGCUGUCAUGAAUUUGUCACCUUCUCCUGUCCGGGGGCCGACAAAGGACCUGCCUCCGAUGAUCCUCGUAGUAAACACAAGUUUAGGGUCCACACUUACUCAAGCCCCACAUUCUGUGACCACUGUGGCUCCCUCCUGUACGGGCUGAUACACCAGGGAAUGAAAUGUGACCACUGUAUGAUGAACAUCCACAAGCGAUGUGUCGCCAACGUCCCGAGCCUGUGCGGGACGGAUCACACGGAAAGGCGAGGACGCAUCCACAUCUCUGCGCAGAUCACUGACGACACUCUCACCGUCACCAUCAAAGAGGCUAAGAACCUGGUGCCCAUGGAUCCCAAUGGCCUGUCAGACCCUUACGUCAAGCUCAAGCUGAUUCCUGAUCCCAAGAGUGAGAGCAAGCAGAAGACAAAGACCAUUAAAUGCUCCCUCAACCCCACGUGGAACGAGACCUUCACUUUCAACCUCAAAGAAACUGACAAGGACCGCCGUCUGUCAGUAGAGGUCUGGGACUGGGAUUUGACCAGCAGGAAUGACUUCAUGGGAUCACUGUCCUUCGGGAUCUCAGAGCUACAGAAACAAGGGAUAGAUGGAUGGUUUAAGCUGCUGUCCCAGGAGGAAGGAGAAUACUUUAAUGUUCCCGUCCAGCCAGAUGGAGAGGACGGUAAUGAGGAGCUACGGCAAAGGUUUGAGAGAGCGAGAGUGGGUCCAGGGAAGCCCACUGACUCCUCUUCUUCCUCCUCGGUGUGCAAGUACGACAGCAACGGCAAUCAGGACCGCGUCAAGCUCUCAGAUUUCAACUUCGUCAUGGUUCUGGGCAAAGGCAGCUUCGGCAAGGUGAUGCUGGCUGAGAGGAAAGGCACAGAUGAGUUGUACGCCAUCAAAAUCCUGAAAAAAGACGUGGUGAUCCAAGACGAUGACGUGGAGUGCACCAUGGUGGAGAAGAGAGUCCUCGCCCUGUCAGGAAAACCACCUUUUCUCACUCAGCUGCACUCAUGCUUCCAAACCAUGGACCGAUUGUAUUUUGUCAUGGAGUAUAUUAAUGGAGGAGACCUUAUGUACCAUAUCCAACAGGUCGGCAAGUUUAAGGAGCCUCAUGCUGUGUUCUAUGCUGCUGAGAUUGCCAUCGGCCUGUUCUUCCUUCACUCCAAGGGCAUUGUGUAUCGGGAUCUGAAGCUGGACAAUGUGAUGCUGGACUCUGAGGGCCAUAUAAAGAUUGCAGACUUUGGAAUGUGUAAAGAAAACAUGCUUGAUGGCGUUACCACAAAGACUUUUUGUGGGACGCCAGACUACAUCGCUCCAGAGAUCAUAGCCUAUCAGCCUUAUGGGAAGUCUGUGGACUGGUGGGCUUUUGGAGUCCUGCUUUAUGAAAUGCUUGCUGGACAGCCGCCUUUCGAUGGUGAAGAUGAAGAUGAGCUUUUCCAGUCCAUCAUGGAGCAUCACGUCUCAUACCCUAAAUCCAUGUCCAAAGAAGCAGUUGCUAUCUGCAAGGGGCUGAUGACCAAACACCCGGCUAAGCGUCUGGGCUGCGGCCCAGAAGGUGAGAGAGACAUCAAGGAGCACGCCUUCUUCCGCUACAUAGACUGGGAAAAACUGGAGAAUAAGGAAGUCCAGCCGCCUUUCAAACCGAAAGCUUGUGGGCGUGAUGCGGAGAACUUUGACCGCUUUUUCACACGCCAUCCCCCAGAGCUGACCCCCCCAGAUCAGGACGUUAUAGCCAACCUGGACCAGGAAGAAUUCCAAGGCUUCUCAUUUGUUAACCCUGAGUACUCCUACACAGAUCACUGACCAUGCCGCAUAUUACUGGUCUGCAUUAGUAUCUCUCGCACCACACAUACUGUACAAAAAAAUAAAUAAAUCACAAUUUCAUAUUUCAUAUUGUAUUUGGAAGGGUGAAAGAAAUCACUCAACAUUUUGGGAAAUGUGUCUUUUCCUUUUGCUAUCAAAUUGUGAUGAGUCAAAUAAUAUCACUCUAGUGUUAAUGUACGUGGCGUUGUAGCUAGGUAGGGAUUAAGCCUCAGUCACACACUUCCCAACCCCCUGGCAACGUAAAAUGUGUGUUCUCUGACUGGUUGGAGACUGGUUGCUGGCUGUUGCUAAGUAAAAGCGUUGCACAGAGGUUGCUACACCCAAAACCUGCAUGCUAUUUCUGGAUGGAAGAUGCCAAAUAUUUUCUAUAGUUACUCUCCAAAUUUUAGUAAAACUUAAAAAAAGACAGUUUGCAUUCAAAGUAAAAGUCGUGCUUUUUUAAAUAUUUUGGUUGCAGCAGUAAGACACAACUUUUACUUUGAAGGCGAACAUUUUGCAAGUACUGUGAGUCUUUUCAGACAAAUCUGCGUGUUCCAUAUAAGCUAACUGCAUGGAGGGUUUCAGCCCACAGCCCUCUUUGUGACCAAUUUCACCUAGCAACAGCCAGCAACCUCUUACCAACUGGUCACAGAAUACACGCUUUUCCCUAGCAACAGGUGGUUACCAGGGGUUGCUGACCAGCAGUUAGCAUUAAGUUUGGAAGCACCUAGAAAUAGCUAGCCUGGCUCUUUCUAAUCUCAACAAUAAGAUAACCAGAAGUAAAGCACAUUAACAUGUCUCUGUGGUUUUACAGAUAUGCAACACAACAAAGCUGCGAGUUGUGGCUUAAACUCAUAAACAAAGCAGUACAACUGUCUUGCUUUAUGGGGAAGCUAGCAAGCACAUUAGCACAGAUAUCCUGGUUGGUAAAAUAGUGAUUUACGAUAUAAAACCUCCCUAAGAUGCUUAAAGGACAUCAGUGGCCUGUAAGGAAAGAGCCACAUGACAGAUGAUGACACUGAAAGGUAGCAUUUAGCUGUCCUUGAGCAACCUGGUUGGUUUACCUUCUGGCACUGCUGUAAAGUUUGAUAGGUAGCACAUAAACAGCGACCCAUUAAAAGUAUAACUCCUAAACAACUUGAUUACCAACUUUUAAAUAUUACAAAGCAGGGUGGUAUCUUUUUAGUUAAUAUGUUAAUAUUAAAAAUAAUUAUUCCAGUCUGUCAUACUUUUUGUGCAAAUUAGCAUGAAUUUGCACAGUUAAACUGCUAGCGAGCACAAACGGUUAACAAUGCUAAACAUUGAGUAACAAUUUAUAUUUUGAAGAUUGUUAGCUACAAACAGUAAAACAUUAGUCUAGGUGCCAGUUUUUUUUUUUUUUUGUUUUUUUUUUUUAUACACAUUGCGCAAAGAAAAAAAAAAAGAAAGACUUGGUUAGCAGUUAGCCACUAGCUCAUUAAUCUAGCUCUGCUAACCCUCUCAGUUGAAUAACCUUUGCCUUGCAGGUUGCUACAUUUACUUCAAAGAUUAAAACAUUAAAUAAAAGAUUUUUGUGUAGUUAAUGGUAGUUAUUGUUGCCACAUUAGUGAGGAGAACCAGGCUAGCUCGUCCCCCCCAGCUUCCAUUUUUCACAGUAAACCAGGCUAACACCUCUGCAUAAACACGGGUGAUAUUUAUCAUCUCAUCUGACUUUCAGAAAAAAUUGAAUCGGAUGUAUUUCUUGUAUUUCCUAAAUAAUGUUCACACAUGAAAUGCAGACAGGUGCUCCACUGAAAUGCGACUAAAAUAAUCAAGUGUCAAGGUGCCAGUAGGCGGCUAAUCUUGUUUGCAGCAGCGACACUGUUCUGAGUUUAUUGUAGUUUAGCGCGUCACGUUACACUGCUGCUCUUCUAGCAGCUCUACCGGGUGUAUUUUUAUCUUUAGUACAGACAUGUUGCUCGCUCCUAAAUGCCACACGGCUGCUCACACCGGCAGGCUGAUGUCGGAGUCAGACCUCAGGGCCGACUUUAGCCUGCUCCGUCUCUAUGUUGCCCUCCUUUGUAAUUGCAUAUUGACUAUGACAACCUAUCGGUGAUAUUGAUGAGUGUACUAUGAUCACAUGUUGGUAAUUCAUGCAGUGUAAGUGAAAACUGACCAAUUGCUUUGCUAUGAUUGUUUGACUACUAAUCAUUUUUCCGAAUGUUUACUUUACUUUUGUCUAAAAUCUGCGUCAACUUAGUGAUUUUUUUUUCUUUUUUAUUUCAUUGUUUGUUUGGGUUUUUUUUGUUUUCUUUCGUUUUUUUUAAAGCUCUUCUCAUGAUCAAUUUCUGAAAACAAUCUCCACAGUUACACUGUUUUUAAUGACAGAGAUCAUAUCUCUUUGCUUGUGCACAACCAUCUUUGGAGAAUUUCACAUAUGAUGAAGGUGUUUAGAGUUUUGUGAAGUCGGUAGUCUGUUAGCUUACAGAAACAGGAUGUCCAAAAGUGCCAAAAUAAAGUCCAGAAUUCACAAGGAUGUGAAACAACUCAACAACUGUGAUGAUGGCAGCCAUUUUGUGCCAUUUUGCAGUACAUGUAUAAUUAUGAUAUGCAUUAUAGUUUCUGUUCACAAGUAAUACAGUAUCCCAUAAUUUUCAUAUAUCAAAUGAACUGUCUGAGUUGUAUUAAACUUUUGUAACUGUGUAACGAUGCAGGGUAGUAACAGUGUGUCAAAUGAUGUUCUUUGAGCUCGUAUCAAAAAGAAAAGAAAAAAAAAGAAGAGACAGGAAGGCGAUAUCAAAGGGUUUGUUUUACAACGUUGCUUCUUGAAAAACUAUUCUUCCAGGUGAAAAAGCGCUUUUUGUGAUGAUGGCAAUGGUGAGGAAUACAUGUUGAAAUAACAAGAGAGAGUGC
Messenger RNA from Pelmatolapia mariae (spotted tilapia), 5240 nucleotides. Its product is annotated as protein kinase C beta type-like. Lineage: Eukaryota; Metazoa; Chordata; Actinopteri; Cichliformes; Cichlidae. The coding region runs from base 366 to 2369 and encodes 667 amino acids. The record is from RefSeq and is a predicted model, not a curated record. Gene Ontology annotation, biological process: peptidyl-serine phosphorylation; intracellular signal transduction. Gene Ontology annotation, molecular function: diacylglycerol-dependent serine/threonine kinase activity; zinc ion binding; ATP binding. The transcript is spliced from 17 exons.